Messenger RNA from Onychomys torridus (southern grasshopper mouse), 1151 nucleotides. RefSeq names its product olfactory receptor 49-like. The record is from RefSeq and is a predicted model, not a curated record. The transcript has a single exon. Lineage: Eukaryota; Metazoa; Chordata; Mammalia; Rodentia; Cricetidae. Gene Ontology annotation, biological process: G protein-coupled receptor signaling pathway. The coding region runs from base 1 to 975 and encodes 324 amino acids. Gene Ontology annotation, molecular function: G protein-coupled receptor activity; olfactory receptor activity. Gene Ontology annotation, cellular component: membrane.
AUGGAGGUCUCUGCGCCCAUCCCCACGACCAACCGCUCCUCAGUGCUGGAGUUCGUGCUUCUGGGGGUCACCGACAAGCGCGCGCUCCAGCUCCUCCUCUUCGGGGUCCUCCUGGUCACCUACACGCUGACCUUGCUGGGGAAUCUGCUCAUCGUCGCCCUCACCUUGGUGGACCGCCGCCUGCACACCCCGAUGUACUUCUUCCUGCGCCACUUCUCGCUGCUGGAGGUGGGUUUCACGUCCACUGUGUCCCCGCAGCUGCUGGCACACCUGCUGGCGGCGCGCGGGGCCAUCUCCCGCCACCGCUGCUUUGCGCAGAUGGUUCUCUACUUCACCCUGGGGGCGGUGGAGACCCUGCUGCUGGCGGUGAUGUCCACCGACCGCUUUCUGGCCAUCUGCCGGCCUCUGCGCUACCCCGCGCUCAUGACGCCGCGCGUCUGCUCCUCUUUGGUGCUGGCCUGCUGGGCAGUCACCCUCCUGGCCCUGCCUGGGCUCUUUGCCUGGAUGUUGUCUCUCCCUUUCUGUGGCCCGCGAGUCCUCAAUCACUUCUUCUGCGACAGCUCCCCUUUGCUGGAGCUGGUGUGUGCAGACACCAGGCUUCUGCAGCUGGUGGCCUUCCUGGUGGCUGUGUGCACCCUGCUCAUUGCUACACUGAUCACAAGUUUGUCUUAUGGCUGCAUCAUCAGCACCAUCCUGCGCCUGCCUGCAGCUGGGGCUCGCAGCAAGGCCUUCUCCACCUGUUCUUCCCACAUCCUGGUGGUAUCUUUCACAUAUGGGAGCUGCAUCAUCAUGUACCUGAACCCCACACAGACAGGGAGGCUGGACCUCAACAAAGGAAUAGCUUUCUUCAACACGACAGUGUCACCCCUGCUGAACCCUUUCAUCUACUGCCUCAGGAACCAACUGGUCCACAGAGUGUGCAGGGAUUUGCUGCUCAGGAGCAGGGAGCUUUCUUCCAAGAUAUUCAGAGCAUAAGACUGCAAAGCUGUGCUCUUGGUGUAAUGGCAUUGUUACUGAUUUGCUUAUUAGUGUUUGUGGAUGUGUGUAUUUAGGUUUUCUGUGGCUUGAACACCGGGACUGUGCUCACGGUGAGGCCAAGUGCUCCAUGUUUGAGCUACACCCUCAGCCCUCUUUUCCAUUGUUAUUUUUAG